Messenger RNA from Pongo pygmaeus (Bornean orangutan), 9570 nucleotides. It is a transcript of the gene SGO1, whose product is annotated as shugoshin 1. Gene Ontology annotation, cellular component: nucleus; chromosome, centromeric region. The record is from RefSeq and is a predicted model, not a curated record. Gene Ontology annotation, biological process: meiotic chromosome segregation. Bases 1003 to 2586 code for a protein of 527 amino acids. The transcript has 8 exons. Lineage: Eukaryota; Metazoa; Chordata; Mammalia; Primates; Hominidae.
GCCUGCGAUGGCGGUGUUGGGUGCAUCCCGCGCCACGUGACCGCCUCCCAGCCAACCAAUGGAGGAGCGAGGCGGAAAAUUUCGAAUGUGGCGGCGGUAGUUCCAGGCGACGGGGGACGGUGGUACGGUCCUGGAGGGCUCAGCGCGCGGGGCUCGCGCGUUGCGGGAGAGCUUCGAAGAGCCUUGAAAUGUGAGGAGGAGGAAGAUAACUGUUGCAGAAGUAGUGGCCAAGGUAUCGUUCUGGACCCGCCUGCGGCAGGAGGGUCGCCGCGUCCACUUCCGCCAGCCCCACCUCCCGUCGGCCUUCCUGGAGUCCCUGAAAGAGGAAGAAGUAGGUUUUAAGGUGCGAAACAAGGGCGUAGUGAUCCCUGUUUGACUUCCCUUCGGUUUUCAGUAUCAUUCUAAAUUCGGUGGCCGAAAGCUCGGUCUGUGGAGUCUCACUCGCCGCGCGCUUUUCGCCGUUCAGCCGCUCGAUCUGCGCUUUCAGAUGUUCCGGCUUCGUCUUAUGUUAAAUAAAUGGAGACCCUAAUUUCCUGCUUUGCAAAAUUGUGUAGAUUAAGUGACGUGCAAAUAAAGCUUUUUACAAUAGCUAAAAGCCUGGCUCAACAUAAGGACACAAAAUUGACAGCAGUUCUUUGUGCAGCGUGAUAACCGUUGACGUCCUCCUUGUCCAGGCUAUUCUCUUCCUCACUUACCCUGGAGAGGGUGGCACUGACUAGUAUCCUACCUGGCUGUCUUCGCAGCAGGACUAAUUGGAGAAUUAUGGACGGAGAUCAAAUAUGCUAGGUUCUUUUGAAUCCAGAGUGCUUACACGAGUACUGUACAGAUUGAGACCGUCAUCUCGCGCUGUGGUCUGUCUUUGCUUUCAUCCCUUCUGUCUACCACACCCCCUGCUAAUACCAUCACCUUAUUUAGACAGGAUAUAAAACUUUUGAUAUGGCAAGUUUCUUUUGUGGUUUUUAACUUGAUUAAAGGUAAUAACGAAAACUUUUUAGGCAAAAGAUGGCCAAGGAAAGAUGCCUGAAAAAGUCCUUUCAAGAUAGUCUUGAAGACAUAAAGAAGCGAAUGAAAGAGAAAAGGAAUAAAAACUUGGCAGAGAUUGGCAAACGCAGGUCUUUUAUAGCUGCACCAUGCCAAAUAAUCACUAACACUUCUACACUGCUGAAAAAUUACCAAGACAACAACAAAAUGUUAGUUUUAGCUUUGGAAAAUGAAAAAUCCAAAGUGAGAGAAGCCCAAGAUAUCAUCCUACAGCUGAGAAAAGAAUGUUACUAUCUCACAUGUCAGCUAUAUGCAUUGAAAGGAAAGCUUACAUCACAACAAACAGAAGAACCUGCUCAGAACCAGGAAAUAUGUUCCUCUGGAAUGGACCUCAAUAGUGAUGACAGCUCCAGAAAUGUAUUCGUGAAGGAUUUACCGCAAAUUCCUCUUGAAGAAACUGAACUUCCAGGACAAGGAGAAUCAUUUCAAAUAGAAGAUCAGAUACCUGCUGUUCCUCAAGACACACUGGGAGUUGAUUUUGAUUCAGGUGAAGCUAAGUCCACUGAAAAUGUCUUACCUAGAACUGUAUCUGUCCGUAGCAGUUUAAAGAAACAUUGUAACAGUAUAUGUCAGUUUGAUAGCUUGGAUGAUUUUGACACCAGUCAUUUGGCAGGGAAGUCUUUUGAAUUCGAAAGAGUUGGAUUUUUAGACCCACUAGUAAACAUGCACAUACCUGAAAAUGUACAACACAAUGCUCAUCAGUGGAGCAAGGACCAAGUUAACUUAUCGCCAAAGCUGAUUCAGCCAGGAACAUUUACUAAAACAAAAGACAUUUUAGAAUCUAAAUCUGAACAAACUAAAAGUAAGCAAAGAGAUACACAAGAAAGAAAAAGAGAAGAGAAAAGAAAAGCUAACAGGAGAAAAUCAAAAUGUAUGUCAAAAUAUAAAGAGAAUAAAAGCGAAAAUAAAAAAACUGUUUCCAAAAAAAAAAUGCACAAAUCUGCCAGUUCCAAUGACGCUUACAAUUUUAAUUUGGAAGAGGGUGUUCAUCUUACUCCUUUCCGACAAAAAAUGAGCAAUGACUCUAAUAGAGAAGAAAACAACGAGUCUGAAGUGACCCUCUGUGAAUCAAGUGGUUCAGGAGAUGAUUCCGAUGACCUCUAUUUGCCCACUUGCAAGUACAUUCAGAAUCCCACCAGUGAUUCAGAUAGAAGACCAGUCACCAGGCCUCUAGCUAAAAGAGCACUGAAAUACACAGAUGAAAAAGAGACGGAGGGUUCUAAGCCAACAAAAACUCCUACCAGUACACCACCUGAAACUCACCAGUCACCUCAUCUUAGCCUGAAGGAUAUCACCAAUGUCUCCUUGUAUCCUGUUGUGAAAAUCAGAAGACUUUCUCUUUCUCCAAAAAAGAAUAAAGCAAGCCCAGCAGUGGCUCUGCCUAAACGUAGGUGCACAGCCAGCGUGAACUAUAAGGAGCCCACCCUCGUUUCGAAACUGAGAAGAGGGGACCCUUUUACAGAUUUGUGUUUUUUGAAUUCUCCAAUUUUCAAGCAGAAAAAGGAUUUGAGACGUUCUAAAAAAAGUAUGAAACAAAUACAAUGAAGGUUUUGUUGGAUAUUGUUUAAAUUCAAUCUACACCUCUUUCGGUUGCUUCAGGAGAGGAUCUGUAAGAGUACACAAACGGAGUGAGCCAUUGCCAUAGAAUAUUCUCUUGACAGGACCCUAGCUCAUAAACAUUUCUUCAGAACUAUACUUCAAAUGGGAUGCUUUGUAUUAAAACUUUAAUAAAUUUAAUUUAUUUUUUCUUUUGAAUAUAAAUAACUGAGCUUAAACAUUAUCAUCAUAUCGAUUUCUUAUGCUGCCUAAACCUCUUAAUUUUUUAAGUCAAAAUAUAUCUUUUUUUUUUUUUUGGAGGCGGAGUUUCAUUCUUGUUGCCCAGGCUGGAGUGCAAUGGCGUGAUCUCAGCUCACCGCAACCUCUGCCUCCUAGGUUCAAGCAAUUCUCCUGCCUCAGACUCCCGAGUAGCUGGGACUACGGGCAUGUGCCACUACGCCCGACUAAUUUUGUAUUUUUAGUAGAGACAGGGUUUCUCCAUGUUGGUCAGGUUGGUCUCGAACUGUCAUCCUCAGGUGAUCUGCCCGCCUCAGCCUCCCAAAGUGCUGGGAUUACUGAGCCACUGCGCCCAGCCCGAAAUGUAUCUUAUACAAACAUUGUAGAAAUGAAUAAUGAUUACUCAAAUUAAGAUAUUUUAAUUAUAAGCUUCUGGCAUCUCUAUUUUUCCCUUAAGUAGGGGAUACUAAAGUGAAUGAUUUUCUAAGAGGAUCUUUUGAAACUCUUUAGUACAAUAUUUGAGUAAAAUAAAUUAUUGUGGAUCUUUUGAAACUCUGUGUAGUAUUCGAGUAAAAUAAAUAUUUGACAUUUACAGUAGGGUACACCCUAAGUUGUUUAUGAAUUCCUUAUACCACUGUUGUAUUUAAUUUUUCAGAUAAAAUAUGUAUGGGAAAAUGACUAGAGAAAUUGAUUCUUUUUUAGGCUCAGGGACAAGAUAAGUGACUAAUUGUGAACCCCAAGCUCUAAUUGUAUGUUCAGAGUGAUGUCUCCGUAAAAUUACAAAUGUCACGUACUUUCAGGGUAGCUCCUUAUUUAGUCAGAAAUCUCAAAGAUUAAAUGUGUGAAUAUUUAGGGUUUUUGCAUAUUUUUGAUCAACCAAUGAAAGGGAAUUAGUUCAGUUUAGAAAGUUUGAUGUCUAUACUUGUAUAUACCUCUUUAAAUUUUAGAACUUUGUAGGUUAUUCAUUUUUAAAGAGCAAUAAAGUUUGUAUAAGAUAAUGAUUGCUUUCCUUCUGUUCUUUAACUAUCAAAAAUAGAGUAUCUCUCUUUCUUCACUAUUCUCAUCCUUGGACAUUUCCUCUCCCCUUCCCUUGGUAUUCUCUUUUUUGGCGGGGUGUGUGUUCUAGGUGAGUUAAUCCUUAGUAUUUUCGGUAGUCAUUGCUAUGAAACUCUCAGCUUCCCCUUAAUACUUUCAACCUAACACUUCUCUCUCCCAACUUAUCUCUGUGUAAUCUCCCCGCUCAUGAUUAACAAAUUAUAAUUGUAUUGGGGGACUGUUCUAAUCCUGAUAUCUCAGAUUUUCUUGGCUGUUAUCUCCCUAUCUUUCUGUAUUCUAUGUCAGUCAGAGCCGAAAUCCUUUUUAUCACCACAAAUUUUUCUAUCCACCACAUCACUGAUUCAUACACUCUAGUUUCCCAUCACAGUCUCUUAAUUUUUCAGUUUUUUUUCUUACUACUGCCUUUGUACUUAUUCUUUAAUUUCAUGGAAACACUAGAGUAGCUAUCUUAAACUAAGACUACAGACCAUUAAAAAGUCAGUUUCUCGGCCAGGCACGAGAAACUACUAACACCUGUAAUCCCAGCACUUUGGGAGGCCAAGGCGGGCGGAUCACGAGAGGUCAGGAGAUUGAGACCAUCCUGGCUAAUACGGUGAAACCCCGUCUCUACUAAAAAUACCAAAAAUUAGCCAGGCGCCUGUAGUCCCAGCUACUCAGGAGGCUGAGGCAGGAGAAUGGCGUGAACCCGGGAGGCGGAGCUUGCAGUGAGCCGAGAUCGUGCCACUGCACUCCACCCUGGGUGACAGAGUGAGACUCCAUCUCAAAAAAAAACAGUUUCUCAGCCCGUGUAACCACCUUUCAAGUGAUCAGUAGCCACAUGUGGCUAGUGGUUACCAUAUUAAACAAUUGAGGAAAUAUUGAACAUUUCCAUCAUCACAGAAAGUACAGUUGGACUAUGGGCCAAAUCUAGCACACCACCUGCUUCUGGAUGGUCUUUAAGCUAAGAAUAGUUUUUACAUUUUUAAAUAGUUGAAAAAAAAAACAGCAAACAUUUGAAAUCAAUUUUAAUGAUAGAAGCACUAACUUUGAACCCCAGUAAAGUACAUUAUAUUCUUGAGUUUGCCUCUUGGCCUACAAUCCUAAAAUAUUUACUUUCUGGUCUUUACCAAAAAAGUUUGCCAACUCCUGCUCUAGACCAUUGAGUACUUUACUUUUGCCUUAAAGAUCAUUCUGCUCUGACACUCUGAUCUAGCUUUGAUCCUUACCUUCCCUUCAUCCCCAAAGUCAAUCAUUAUCCUAAAAUCAGUGUUGAAUUGUUUGUAUUUUUAGUGUUCCUAUAGUCUUGCUGUCAUAUUUGUUCAUAGGCUUUUAAGUAUUGUUUUAUAUCUUAACCUUUUAUAUGAAUAUUGCACACAUCGUUUUACAACUGACUUUUAACUCAGCAUUGUUUGAGAUUUAUCCAUGUUGGCAGAUGUAGAUUAUUUUCAUCAUUGUACAGUUUAUUAUAUAAAUCAGACUUACCUUCUUUUGAGACACAAUUCAUUUCCACUUUAUUAUUUACAAAUCAGUGCUGCAGUGAAUAUUCUGCAUCUUUGUACACUUAAAGUGCUUAACUUUCUAUAAAGUUAAUACCUAGAAGUGGAGUUGCUUGGUUGUAGAGUAUAUUGAACUUUAACUUUAGUAUGAGUUAGGAAAUUGCUUCCUACAGUGGUUCCACCAAUUCUGUUAUAAGGAGUAUAUCACUCUCCUAACAGCAAUUUCUAAGUUCCAGUAGCAUCACACACUAUCGAUCACUUAGUUUUAUUAGACAUUAAAAUUAGCCAAGCCAGGAAGUAUGAAAUUAUUUCUGUCUUUGUUUUAAUUACUAUGAACUUGUAUCUGAUUGAUUUAAUUAUUUAUGAGAAUUCAAGUGUUUAUUAUUCUCAUUUCUUCCUUUAUGAAUUAUUAUAUCUUUUGCCUGCUUUUCUAAUAGAAUGUAAAACUAUGGAUUUUUUAUAUAGUCUACACACUAUUCCUUUUUUUCUGUUGACGUGUAUUCUAAGUAUCUUUCCCCAAUCUCUGCCCUUUUUUAUACCUUGCUUAUAAUUCCCUUUGAUAUUUAGGAGUUUUAAAUAUUAGUAUUGUCUACCACCUUCUUCCUUAAGAUUUUAUCUAAAAUUUGUACAUUUUUGUUUUUCACUUUAAGGUCUUUAAACCAUAUGGCAUUUAUUUUGAGGACUAGGGAUCUAAUUUUAUUUUUUCCCAUGAGGAUAACCAGUUGUCCCAGCACAAUUCAUUGACUAAUGUCUUCUUUCCCCAUUGCUGAAUAUUCCUAGCUUUGUCAUAGAAUGGGCUUGUUUCCAUUGCUUUAUUUGUUUAGCUUUAUGCUGGGUAUAUUGUAUAGUCACAAUUUUUUUGUGUGUUGGUAGGGGUGGUAAAUAUACAUAGAAUUUAUCAUUUGAUCUUUUUAAAUUUUAUUUUUAUUUUUUUAUUCUCACUCUGUCACCUAGGCUGCAGUGCAGUGGCCAAUCAUAACUCACUGUAGCCUCAAACUCCUGGGUUCAAAGGAUCCCCUUAACCUAGGACUACAAGCGUGCACCACUGCACCUGGCUAAUUUUUUUUUUUUUUUUUGGUAGAGAUGGGGACUGGCUGUGUUUCCUAGGCCAGUCUUAAACUCCUGGCCUCAAGCAAUCCUCCCAUCUUAGCCUCCCAAAGUGCUAGGAUUACAGGCAUGAGCCACCACGCCUGGCCAUUUUGAUCAUUUUAUUUGUAAAGUUCAGUAGCAUUAAGUACAUUCACAUGAUUGCGCAACCAUCACUACCCUUUUCCAGAACUUUUUCUUCUUCCCAAACUAAAACUCUAUACCCAUUGAACAAUCACUCUCCCUUCUACCCUUUCUCCCAACCUCUGGUAACCACUACUUUUACUUUCUAUCUCUAUGAAUUUGACUGUUCCAGGUACCUCACAGAAAUGGAAUCAUAGGAUAUUUGUCCUUUGUAUCUGGCUUACUUAGCAUAGUAACCUCAAGGUUCAUCCAUGUUAUAGCAUGUUUCAAAAUUUUAUUCCUUUUUAAGGUUGAGUAAUAUCUCAUUGUAUGUAUACAUAUUUUCUUUAUCCAUCAAUGAACAUUUAAGUUUGUAUAUCUUUGAAGAAAUGUCUAUUCAAAUCCAACAGGUUGUUUUUUGUUGUUGUGUUUUAGUCUUUAUAUAUAUUAGUUAUUAGUCCCUUAUUAGAUAUGUGAUUUCCAAAUGUCCUCCCCCAUUCUGUUGGUUGCCUUUUUACUCUGUUGAUAGUGUCCUUUGAUGUACAAUAGUUCUGAAAUUUGAUUGAAUCCAAUUUGUCUAUUUUUUCUUCUGUUUUCUUCUAAGUCAUAAUUUUUUUAAUACAUAGGUAGGAUUUGUUUGCUAACUUUUUUUUUUGUUUUUGAGACGGAGUCUCGCUCUGUCAGCCAAGCUGGAGUGCAGUGGUACAAUCUUGGCUCACUGCAACCUCCACCUCCUGGGUUCCAGCGAGUCUCCUGUCUCAGCCUCCCAAGUAGCUGGGAUUACAGGUGUGCGCCCACCAUGCCCAGCUAAUUUUUGUAUUAUUAGUAGAGUCGGGGUUUCACCAUGUUGGCCAGGCUGGUCUCAAACUCCUAACAUCAAGUGGUUCGCCUGCCUUGGCCUCACAAAGUGCCGGGAUUACAGGCGUGAGCCACUGCGCCUGGCCAACAUUUUGUUUAGGAUUUUUUGUAUCUAUGAUCAUCAGUAAAAUUUGCCUAUAUAAUUUCUUGUAUACACCUUGUAUUUUUGGUAUCAAGGCUAUACUAGCAAUGUUUUCUCUUUUUACUCUGUGGGAACAAAUUGUACCUGUUGAGGGUUUGGUGAACUUGACACCAAAACCACCUUAUCUUUCUAUGUUUUCAUGGGGAAAUUUUGUACUAGUUUUUUAAUAAUUAUAAGUCUUACACGUUCUCUAAUUCUUCUUGAAUCUGUUUAAUUUUUCUCCCUUGGGAAUUGUAAAUGUACAUGUAUUGUGAUAACUGCUAUAAUUUUCUGUUAUUGAAUUUUUUUUGCUUUAUAUCUGCUACAAUUUGGUUUCUCCAAAUCCCAUGUUGAAAUCUGAUCCCCAGUGUUGCUGGGGGAUCUAAUAGCAGGUGUUUGGGUCAUGGGAACAGGUUCCUCAUGAAUGAAUGAAUGCCCUCACUGGGAGGAGGGGAUAAGUAAGCUCUCACUCAUUUAGUUACCAAGACAGCUGGUUGUUUAAAAGAGCCUGGUGCCCCUUUUCUCUUGCUUCCUUUCUUGCCAUGUGAUCUCUGCACAUGCCAGCUCCCCUUUGCCUUCUACCAUGAGUGGAAGCAGCCUGAGGCUUUCACCUCAUGCCCAAUCUUCCAGCCACCAGAAUUGUAAGCCAAAUAAACAUUUUUUCUUUAUAAAUUAUCCAGCUUCGGGUAUCCCUUUAUAGCAACACAAAUGAACUAAGAAACUACUCUGCUUUUUCUUUAUGUCAUUUUGAUAAUGGUCAAAUUCUGUGUUUUCCUUAAAAUGAAUUCAAUUUUGCCCUCAUUCCUGAGGUAUAGGUUAAGAGUUACUAAUUUUCUUACAGGCUUGAUUUUGUUGUUGAGAAGUCUAGUCAUUCUAAUUUUUCUUCAUAUUUUGUUAGUUUGUCCCUUAGCAUUUCAUAUUCUUGACUUAUUAUAAAUGUAUUAUUUUUAAUUUUCCAUUAUUUUGCUGCUAGUUUAUGGAAUACAAUUGAUUUUCAUAUCUAGACCUUGCUAAAUUCAUUCACUAGUUCUACUACCAUGUUUUGCAGUUCCAUUAGGAUUUUUUUUGUACAUGAUCUUAAUUAAAGCCUACACGUAAAGACAAUUUACUUCUUUCUAUUUUGCAUGUCUUCUUGCUUUACUGCACUGACUAGAACUUCCUCCAUAAUGUUGAAUAGGGGUGAGAAGAGCAGUUAUCUUUGCCUUUUUCUUGACUUUGGGAGGAAGCAUUUGGUCCUAGGGCAUUACUGUGAUAUUAGCUGUAAGUGAUCACUAAUAACCUUUCUCAGACUGAAGACAUUUCCUUGUAUUCUUUCUUUGCUGGGAGGUUUUUUUCCUUUUUUCUUUUUUUAAUCUUGAGUGACUGUUGAACUUUGUCAGCUACGUUAUUGAGAUGACAUUUUUUUCUCCUUUAUUCUCUUAAUAUGGUGAGUUAAAUCAAUGGAUUUCCCAUGUUAAAGCAACCUUGAGUUAAUGGGAUAAAUCCAUCACUCGGUCAUAACAUCAUUUUUGUAUAUUGCUGAAUUUUAUUUGUUAAUAUUUUGUUAAAGAUCUUCACAUCUACGUUUGUGAGAGUUAUUGGUCUAUAAUUUUCUUGUGGUUUUUUAAAUUUUUUCUAGCUUUGGUUAUCAGAGUAAUAAUACCAGCCUCAUAAAAGGGGUUCACAAGUCUUUCCACCUCCUCUGUUUUCUGAAAGAGUGUGUAGAUUGAUACUUUCUUGAAUGUUUGACACAUUAAUGAGACUAUUUGUGCUAGGACUUUUGUUUUUAGAAACAUUUUAAAUUAUGAAUUCAUUUUUAAAGUUGAUGUAGAAAUGUUUAGGUUUUCUGUUUCUUUAGGCAGUUUUGCUAUUUGUGUUAUACAAGGACUUUGUUCAUCUAAGUUAUCAAAUUGUUAGACAUGUUAUUCAUAAUAUUCCCUUGUACUUUUUGUCUUGCAUGUAAGAGCUGUAAUUAUCCUCCUCUCUUUCAUUCCUGAUAUUGAUAACCUUUUUCCCGUUUGCCCCAAGAAUAUUCACUGGCAGCACUUGCAGCUGCAG